GGCGCGUGCGUCAUGGCGGCGUGCAGUGCCGCCUUGGCCUUCGCGUCCGCGAGCCCGAGGUCGGUCUUGCCCACGGCGGCCCGCGCCCUGCCCAUGCGCGGCGACGCACCCCGGGUGUCCAUGGCACCCGCGCCAGUGCAGGAUGCUGCGGCAGCUUUUGCCUCUGGCGGUGACCAUCUCUCGCUGACCGCCAAGCUAGGCUGCGCCGUCAGCGUCAUCGGCACCGUGGCCAUGUACGGCAGGGGCAUGAUGAAAGUGAGGCAGAGGGCGGCCAUUCGUAAGAAGGCCAGAGGCGGCCAGAGGGGGCGCCGGGCGCUCCAGAAGCCGAUCAGGUACCUCGACAUGGAGAGGGUACCUCCCGAUGACAAGAAGGGCACCCGCCACGGCCCCUUGAGGGUCUGUGUCAGCAAGAUCUACAAGGUGAUCAGGGAUUGCAACCCUUCGGACGAGAUGGAGUUCAUGCCGGAGCCACCGAAGGGCUUGUUCGGCCGCCUGCGCGAGUGGCUGAGGGGGCCGUGGCGGCAGUGACGCCAGGCGGAGGAACCCUCGUUGAGGCGGCCCGGCGGGGGGUGCCUCUGAGAGGGGGGGCGCUUCCCGCGUCUCUGAACGCGGCCUGGAAAAGGAACGCUGCCCGCUGAUGCGUGCUCAC
This is a messenger RNA of Prorocentrum cordatum, 649 nucleotides long. Lineage: Eukaryota; Dinophyceae; Prorocentrales; Prorocentraceae. The record is from the annotation of a GenBank genome assembly.